AUGGUUCUGUUUACGUGUGCUACGUGUUCUACUUCCCAGGACGAAGUUGAGAUGUCUAAACACUUGUCUUCCACAAGACAUAAAAAAGUUACGUUUGAUCCAUUAAAUGAAGUCAUCGAAUGUGAAGAAUGUGAGGAUUCAAAUAUCCAUCAGUUGCUGCUUUUAAGAUUUGGGUUGUCUGACAUGGCUCUUUUGUGCCAGCUUUGUUUGUCUAAAGAUGAAAAACCUUCCACGCAAUAUUCGCUCUCUAAUGGAUCUCUUUUGAAAAAGCUUGAACAAUACUAUAAAUUCCGAGAUAUCGAGUGCCAAUUAUGUCUGUCAGAUGAUAAGUUAUACGUGGGUAAUAAUAAAUCCAAUGGAGACCAGCUUAUAGUAUGUAAGAAAUGCUUACCAGAAGUAUCAAACAAUCAGAUUAACUUUGUUAGCGAAAGUGAUGAUAAGUUCCUUUACGAAUUGCUUGGUAUAAAAGAAUUUGUUUCACCAUCUAAUGCAAAAAAAGGUAAAGGUCGUUCAAGAAAGAUUGGUAGAAAAGGAGGCAAAAAUUUUAAGGGUAAGACAGCUAGUAAGCUGAAUGGAAAGCUGGUAUCUAAAGAUGCGGAAGAAAGAAAGGCUCAUUUCUUUAAUUCUAAGGCCAAUUCUAUGGCUAUAAAAUCUGGUAAGACUAUUUUGGCUGUUGGAUCUAAUGAUACAAGUCCAUCUCCAUCGAAAUCAAAUUCUAGAGUGUCCACUCCAAGACCAACGACACCGGUCCACUCAAGGCCAAAACAAAAUACAUCAAAGGAUAAAAACAUUAACAGAAAGAUUCCUGUACCAAAGAAUGCCAAAGUUACUGGUGACAAGCCUAAAGAUAAACAUUCCAGUAAUAAAAAGACCCAGAAUUCCUCACAAAAUAUCACAGCAGCUUCACGUAAUAAUACAAGGAAGAACAACGAUAGUAAUACACCAAGGUUAAACAAUAUUUCUAAGGAAAUUGAAGGUACUAAACAAGUUAAUAGUAAAAAAACUGAAAAAGAUAUAAAUAGAAGGACUCCCGAAAGUAAGAAUUCUGAUAAAAAGGCUAAAGAUAAGAAAAAAACAGAAACUUUUCUGUCUGAAGAAACCAAUCCAGAUCUGAGUUUGCUGAAAAAGCCAGUUAAAAAGACUCAAAAACUAAAGAAUACUAGUAAAACUGAUGAUACUGGCGUAUCCAAAGAUAAUAAAAGUAGUAAACAGAAGUCAAAUGAAAAGGCUAAUUUUCACAAAUCAAUUUCUAAGUCUGAUAGCAAAAGCAUUAAGCUAAAUGAGAAAAAACCCGAGCCAUCAAAUAAUAAGAAGAAAUUAGAUAAGAAUAACAAACCCAAGGAAGAACUGCUAAUUAUUCCCUCCAAUAUCAAGAAAUAUGAGCCAUCCAUAGAGCCAAAGUUAUCUUAUGAUUCUAUGCUCUCCUAUUUCCAAGAGAUGUCAUACAAUUUGUUUUUAGAAGAAAAGAUGAGUAUGCACUCAAAUAACAAUUCAUACCUAGAGUCAAAUGAAAUGACCAUUGAAUGGUAUGCAGAUCAAGAUAAAAAGCACAAGCAAUUUAAAUUGAAUAUUCUAUUAACUGAUGAAAUAAUGAAUAGAUUUAUCUCAAAGAAAAUGCAGUCUCUCAAGAAAUCACCAUUUUCCUUAAAUCAAUCAGUGUUUUUAAUAUUGGGCGAUGAAAUUCCCUGGUAUGGUCAAAUUGUUACUUCAGAUACCAAAAGCGCCACUAAGGGCCGCCGUGGUGGUCUUAAAGUUUUGGAAAUAGUUAUUGAAUUAUAUAAAUGGAACACUCAGCCUUUGCCACAUGCUGUGAAUGUCAAAUGGUUAAAAAUCUUACCUGUUUCAAUUCCAGUUAGCAGAGUAUUCAUUGCUAUGUCAAGAAUUGAGAACCCAAAAUUUAUUAACAUGAUUCUCGGUAAGGAACCAAUAAAGCAAAUUGUAUUCAAGAAUUAUCUAAAGUUUACCAAAGAUACGUUUAAUGAAUCUCAAAAAGUCGCUAUUCAGUCUGUAUUGAAUAAUUCUAUCACUGUGUUACAAGGGCCUCCAGGGAGUGGUAAAACUUCCACUAUUUACGAAAUUAUAUUGCAAUUAUUGGACAAUUUGAAUACGUAUCCAAUAUUAGUUGUUGCAGCCUCUAAUAUUGCAAUUGAUAAUAUUGCAGAAAAAUUGCUUGCAAAACAUGGAAGAUCUAUUUUAAGGAUUGUUUCAAAUGAAAAAGAAAGAGAAUAUAACAGGGAACAUCCUUUGGCCUCCAUCUGUUUACAUCACAAAGUUUACGAUGCUCUUCCUUUGGCGAUGAAACAGACUAUUGAUGACAUGAGAAGAUUCAAUGGCCCUAAAGUCAGUCAAAACCAAUAUAAAAAACUAUUGACUAAGCAAAUUGAACUUAGUGAUAUUUUUAUAGCACAAGCAAAGGUGAUAUUCACAACAACAGUUGUCGCAGGUGGGAAUCAAUUAAAAUCGGUUAAAAAGUUACCUGUUGUUAUUAUGGAUGAGGCUACUCAAUCUUCGGAACCAACAACGUUAAUCCCAUUGUCUGUUCCUGGUGUUGACAAGUUUGUGUUUGUAGGUGACCAAAAGCAAUUGAGUAGUUUCUCCCAAGUUCCAAAUUUGUCUUUGUCUCUCUUCGAAAGAGUUCUUUUGAAUGGCACUUAUCGUACGCCUCAUAUGCUUGAUACACAAUAUAGAAUGCAUCCAAUGAUCAGUGAGUUCCCAAGAAACAGGUUCUAUGGAAGUCUAUUGAAGGAUGGUAUAACUGCUGAGGAUAGAAUUUUGGAAGGAAUUCCCUCCAACCCCGUCUACUUCUGGGACACUUGUGGAGCUGCACCGGAAGAAAGGGUUAAGAUCAAUUUCCGUGAAGACAGAGGCUAUACAUAUUCCAACAAAAGUGAAAUUUCGUACAUCACAAAAUCAGUACUAAAGUUAAUCUAUGAUAAAGGUAUACCCAAAUCUGAAAUAGGUAUUAUUACUCCUUAUAGAGGUCAACGUGACUUGAUUUCGUCAAUUCUUGUUAAAAAUGAUUUAAUUAAUCCUGAAAAAGAUGAUAUUCACGUUGAAGUCGAUCGUGAUGAUAUUUAUAAUGAAUCAAAACCUGUUACAAUUCAUACCGUUUCUGAUAUAAUGAUUGCAUCCAUCGACGCAUUCCAAGGACGUGAAAAAGAUUUCCUUAUUAUGUCAUGCGUAAGAUCCAACAAAGAAAACAAUAUAGGAUUCUUGGGAGAUGAAAGGAGAUUAAAUGUUGCGUUGACUAGAGCAAAAUACGGUUUGAUAAUCAUAGGAGAUGUGCACUGUUUACGUGAAAGUAACCCAUUAUGGAAGGAAUAUUUGGAUCACUUACAGGUUCAUGAUUCAAUACAUAAGGAUGAUGAAUUUUUGUACUAA
Debaryomyces fabryi is the source of this 3381-nucleotide messenger RNA. Its product is annotated as RNA helicase. Gene Ontology annotation, cellular component: cytoplasm. Gene Ontology annotation, biological process: nuclear-transcribed mRNA catabolic process, nonsense-mediated decay. Bases 1 to 3381 code for a protein of 1126 amino acids. The record is from RefSeq and is a predicted model, not a curated record. Lineage: Eukaryota; Fungi; Ascomycota; Pichiomycetes; Serinales; Debaryomycetaceae. Gene Ontology annotation, molecular function: ATP hydrolysis activity; RNA helicase activity. The transcript has a single exon.